AUGGGCGACAGGCCCAGUUUCCCAACUUUGUGGGCCAGCGGGACUAUAGCACGAGAACCUCAAGUGGCACAGUUGUUGCUCAAGAAAUUGCGAGAUGCUGUCGGGCGUACUGUGGAAAAUUUGCCCGAGCAUGGCAGACACUCUCGCCGCUUCUUGCCAAAGACCGACCUGGAUAAGAUACUCGCCUACAAGUCAUUGGACCUUUUGUUUAGGGAGCUUGCGUGUGAAGGUUCUUCCUCUGGAGUCGGUGAAGCUCUACAAGCCAUCACUAGCGAUGUCGCUAACGAACAGAAUGGCUCCUACUAUACGUGUCUCGACAAAAUUGUUGAGAAAUGCAUCCAAGCAACUAGGAGUACCCCGUGUCGAAAGUCCCUGCUUGCACUAUUCUUGUACCAAGACCGACCAGAAUUGCUUUUAAUGUUCUUGAAAUGGUUGACCUCCGGAUUCUAUCAAUCUGCAGCUAAGCACGACCAUGUCCUCCCGUCUGAUAACUCGAUGCCAUUUACAGAAACCGAUCUGUUCAACUAUAGAGUCCCAGACAUAUACCACGCAUACAUAUUGGCGGAUCAAGCAAUUUUCAAACCAGUGACCAUUCAAAAGCUGGGACAUCCUCGAAUCAGCAGCAGCGAACGCUUGCCCUUUGUAGGCAAACUGGAAUCGAUUAAGAGCGGCUCCCAAGGCCAGGUUGUCAGGGCUACAAUAGCACAAGGUCAUUGGGAAAUCCAGGAAGACGAAGCUCAGAACGAUGCCAAUUUCGUGCCCGGUAACCCGAACAGCACGAAGGUUGUAGCUCUCAAGAUUUUCAAGGCGGUGGAACCUGCGCGCGAUAUGGUAGAGGCCACCCGGGACUUCGAAAUCGAGCUCAACAUCCUCAAGGAAUUGCGAACCUCUAAUACUAAGCAUGAUAUGAUCUUGCUAGAUUGGGGCAGUAUAACUGAACUCGACGAGGCAGGAAAGCCGAUUAGACACUCCCUCAUCUUCGAACUGGCAAGUUUCAGUCUGGGUGAUCUGCUCAAUGAUAAGAAUCGCGCCCAGGAAUACAUUGCACCAUCCUCCCUACUCGCCAGCCUUGUUGACAUCGUCGAAGCAUUGGAAUGCUUGCACCAUCAACUCAAAACUUUACAUCUCGACAUCAAACCUGACAACAUCUUGAUAUUCGAGACCUUUUCUGGUACCGGGAACGAAAGACAGUACAAGCUUACCUGGAAGCUCAGCGACUUUGGUCUGGCUCGCAAAAGAGAUGCGAAGAAACGGAGGGCGGGGUCUGCACAGACCUCUACAGCUACAUCGCGAACAUCAACUCAGCCCGCAACGAGACCGACCGGUCUAUAUCAGGCUCCAGAGAUCCAGGAGCAGGAAACUAGUGUAGCAGGUCAGGGUAGUGAUGUCUGGUCUAUGGGCUGCGUAACGCUCAUGGUACUUGCGUUCAUUGCCGAUGGUUCAAAGGGAGUCAGGGCGUUGGAGACAUUCUUGAUGGUCGAUUUCAUGAACUGCGCUGGUAAAGAGCCAUUGUUCUACGUAAGGAGCGACUCAUAUCAAUGG
Alternaria rosae is the source of this 1542-nucleotide messenger RNA. Its product is annotated as kinase-like domain-containing protein. NCBI's taxonomy places the organism in Eukaryota, Fungi, Ascomycota, Dothideomycetes, Pleosporales, Pleosporaceae. Gene Ontology annotation, molecular function: protein serine/threonine kinase activity; ATP binding. The annotation marks the transcript as partial. The transcript has a single exon. The record is from RefSeq and is a predicted model, not a curated record. Gene Ontology annotation, biological process: peptidyl-threonine phosphorylation; peptidyl-serine phosphorylation.